Messenger RNA from Thyridium curvatum, 2043 nucleotides. RefSeq lists its product as uncharacterized. The record is from RefSeq and is a predicted model, not a curated record. Gene Ontology annotation, biological process: positive regulation of transcription by RNA polymerase II; DNA-templated transcription. The transcript has 2 exons. Lineage: Eukaryota; Fungi; Ascomycota; Sordariomycetes; Thyridiales; Thyridiaceae. Gene Ontology annotation, molecular function: zinc ion binding; sequence-specific DNA binding; DNA-binding transcription factor activity, RNA polymerase II-specific. Bases 1 to 2043 code for a protein of 680 amino acids.
AUGUUGCGAACUGUUUGUACUCUUCACUGGGCAUAUGUUGACACUGUCUGCAGACACCUUUCGUCAUUACGAAACCGCAUUAGUUGGCUUGAGUCUAUCAUCAAGUCACGCCUUCCCGAUGUGGACUUGUCUCAGACCGCGCCAGACAUGGCGGUCGAAGCUGUGAUUACCGUUUUGAGCGAUCAGCAUCCCCUUCGAGAUGCCACAACUCCUGAUCAACCUAUGAGCGAGCCUGCAGAAGGUGGCCUGGGCCAGGCUCAAGACGCUGUUGGCGUUUCGAAACUCAGCGACGUCGACAAGGAUCUUGAAGGAGGCCGGAUAGCUGCCCAUCAAGUCGGUUUGAUUGCUCUCGGCGGUGGCCAGGAUCACAGGUACAUCGGACCAUCAAGCGGCUAUUUUCUUGCCCGCGUAUUACUUCAGUCUUCCCUGAAAGUUGGCGAUGAAUCAGCUCUGGGCUUGAUAGGUGAUUCUGGCACCAAGACAGCGUUGCCCCUAGAGCUCAUAGAGUCAGCACAGACUCCCAUUCCGCUCCCGCCAACAAAAGAAGUCGCCUGUUCUAUCUGCUCUGCAUACUUCGAGAUUAUCGAACCUCAAUACCCGCUCCUGCAUAAGCCAACAUUCAUGGCCAUGCUCGAUCAGAUGUAUACGGACUCUACUUCAGACCCGCAUGUCGCUUUUCAGGUGUUCAUGGUCCUGGCGAUCGGAGCAUCGGUCUCUUCUAGGCGCUGCCGGCCGGGCACUCUGGGCGAUGCAUACGGAGUCGCUGCAAUGAGUUAUUUUGACCAGAUCAAUGUGCAGAACUCUCUACAAGGGCUACAGUGUCUUCUACUUCUGCUAUUCUAUGCGAUGCAUAACCCGUCUGCCAGGCUCAACAUCUGGUAUCUGAACUACCAAUGUUUAGCAUGUGUUCUGGACUUGGGCCUACAAAGAGACAUCAGUGUCUUACCUGGCGUUUCGCUAUUAGAGCGAGAGAUGCGCACUAGAGUGUUCUGGUGCGUGUACACCCUCGACAGGAUGAUCGGCACAACUAUGGGUCGUCCCAUUGGACUGCGAGAUGAAGCCUGUGAGUUCCGGCUUCCUCUUGACAUUUCCGACGAAGAUCUUAUGUCACGCGAUGCUCAGCCUCCCUACCCCAAAUCUAGGCACAUGUGUUUUGCACUUCAUCUGUUCGAGCUGGCGAGGAUCAACUCAGAGAUCAAGUAUGUGGCCAACAGUGUCGAUCGGGACGUCCCGGCAUAUGCCCUGUCACCUCCAGAUUACCAGGUCUGGCAAGGGAACGUACUCCAGCGUCUGGAUGCAUGGGUGGAAGCCAUCCCUACCGGCGAGCCAGACCAGGAGUAUCCUAGGAUUCUGUGCCACAUCCGCUACCAUAACAUCCGAAUGCUCCUGAUGAGCCCCAGUCCGGGCAUCCCCAAUCCGUCACCCACAGCUUGGGAGAAAUGCUUUCACAGCGCAGUGCAGGGAAUUCGCCUGUACAAGCAGCUGUACGGACGAGACAUGUUUGCCGCCAGUUGGUCAACGUUGCAUUCGAUAACGAUAUGCGCCAUUACGGUGAUGUAUUGCGUCCGAGUCAAUCCCAGCAUCGCCUUGCAGGCAGGGCUUGAUAUGGUAAACAAUGAUAUCUCUACCAGCCUUAGCCUGCUGAGCGCAAUUGGAGAACACUGGUCUGCAGCCAGGCGAUGCUGGAAAAUUGUCGACAAACUUGGCGAGCUGACGCAGCGUUGGGUUAAAGAACGAUUCUCCGUUGCCCCGGAGCCAAGAUGGGAUCGAUCAUCAUCCGGCCCGGAGCAAGCCUUUGUUACACCCAGCAGUACAUCGCAGCACAUGAUGGCUGAUGAUGGUCUCAACACGAGCGGGAUAGAUUUGAUGGACUCGACUGUCGAGGCGGGCGUAUCAGUUCCAUCAAUGGAACUGAACACCAUCCUUGACCAGAUUCUGGGGCAAGGUCAGAGUCUCCUAAAUGAUUCUGCGGACCCUCAAUUCUCCAUGAGCUUUCUAUUUGAGGAUUUCAUAGCUUCAGAUCUGGAUUUGGGUCAAAUAUGA